Molecule: messenger RNA, 1644 nt
Organism: Pygoscelis adeliae (Adelie penguin)
Lineage: Eukaryota; Metazoa; Chordata; Aves; Sphenisciformes; Spheniscidae
Gene: AMDHD2
Product: amidohydrolase domain containing 2
Exons: 14
Coding region: 1-1470 (489 amino acids)
Biological process (GO): N-acetylglucosamine catabolic process
Molecular function (GO): N-acetylglucosamine-6-phosphate deacetylase activity
Source: RefSeq, a predicted model, not a curated record
AUGCCGCCCCUGGGCCGCUUGGCCAUCGCCACCACGUUUGGCGGGCAGCCCAUCAAAAUCCCCUUCCCGCGACUUUUGGAGGACCUGUGGGUGCGAGAAGGGAAGAUCCUCAACCCGGAGAAACUCUUCUUUGACGAGAAGGGCUCUGCUGACAUCCAGCUGGACUGCAAGAACAGCAUCAUCGCCCCGGGCUUCAUCGACGUCCAGAUCAACGGAGGCUUUGGGGUGGACUUCUCCCUGGCUACAGAUGACUUCAAAUCAGGGAUUGACUUGGUCAGUCAGAAAAUCCUCUCCCAUGGAGUGACCUCCUUCUGUCCCACCCUGGUGACCUCUCCUCCAUCUGUGUACCACCAGGUUCUCCCUCAGAUCAGUAUAAGAAAUGGUGGAGCCCACGGAGCAGGUAUCCUGGGGGCCCAUCUGGAAGGACCGUUCAUCAGCAAGGAGAAGAAAGGGGCGCACCCGGAGCACUGUCUCCGCACCUUUGAGGCAGGUGCCUUCCAGGACCUGCUUGCCACCUACGGGUCCCUGGACUGUGUCCGGAUAGUCACCCUGGCCCCAGAGAUGAAGAGGAGCAGUGAGGUGAUCCGGGAGCUCACCAAGCAGGGCAUCUGUGUCUCGCUCGGUCACUCGGUGGCUAAUCUCUCUCAGGCUGAGGAGGCUGUGCAGCAUGGCGCUACCUUCAUCACUCACCUCUUCAAUGCCAUGCUGCCGGUGAGUAGCCGAGGGCGCUUGCCCUGCACUGCUGGUCCUCUCUCCCCUCGAGCAGUUCCACCAUCGCGACCCUGGUUCUAUGGCAUGAUCUCGGAUGGCAUCCACACCAACCCCGCCGCCCUACGAAUCGCCCACCGAGCCCACCCCAAAGGCCUGGUGCUGGUGACGGAUGCGAUUGCUGGCAUGGGGCUGGCACCAGGUCGGCACACACUGGGUCAGCAGGUGGUGGAGAUCGAUGGGCUGAACACCUACAUUGCAGCUCAGCACGCCUUGCAGUGCUUGUUGGUUGUGCCACCCUCUUGGGUUUUGGUGCCUGAUCGGUGCAUGAUCUCGGAUGGCAUCCACACCAACCCCGCCGCCCUACGAAUCGCCCACCGAGCCCACCCCAAAGGCCUGGUGCUGGUGACGGAUGCGAUUGCUGGCAUGGGGCUGGCACCAGGUCGGCACACACUGGGUCAGCAGGUGGUGGAGAUCGAUGGGCUGAACACCUACAUUGCAGGCACAAAGACCCUGAGCGGUAGUGUGGCAACCAUGGACACAUGUGUGCGACACUUCCAAGAAGCCACAGGGUGCUCAGUAGAGACUGCGUUGGAGGCAGCGUCUCUGCAUCCCGCCCAGCUCCUGGGGAUUGAACACAAGAAGGGGACACUAAAUUAUGACUCCGAUGCAGACUUCCUGAUGCUGAAUGAUGGUCUGUAUGUGCAAGCCACGUACAUCGCGGGUGAGGAAGUCUGGAGACAGGAUGCGUUAGGCAUGUGACGCUGGGCUGUCCUGGUGCCCUCCGAGGCUCCCCGGCACUGUGGUUAGCAGCUUUGGUAACCACGCCACUUCUCUUCUUUUUUUUUUUUUUUUUUUUUAAUUCCUUCCUGCAACUCCCUUAAAGGAGCCUCAUACCAAAGAGCUGCGUUUUCCAGCGCAACCGCUGCUUCCAGU